Messenger RNA from Nicotiana tabacum (common tobacco), 1189 nucleotides. RefSeq lists its product as uncharacterized. Lineage: Eukaryota; Viridiplantae; Streptophyta; Magnoliopsida; Solanales; Solanaceae. The record is from RefSeq and is a predicted model, not a curated record.
CCCUCAAGAAGUCCUUUGCGUUCAUCUAUCUUUUAACCAACCCCUUCUAGUUUUGUGUUCAUCUUUUCUACCGUUUUCCCAACAAAAAAAAGUUAUAUAGCUCUGACACCCAAAAAAGAAGAAGAGUAGAACAAGGAGGAGCAGAUAAUGCUAAAGAGGCAAGAUUCCUUAAUGGCAUCGGCUCGUCGCCAAAAACCACCCCCACCAGAAAAUCACCAUGUUGUUAAGUCUAUUGGAUGCAUGUCAGGCAUCUUUCAGAUUAUCUCCAAAUACCAAAACAAAACCAAACGCCUCACUUCUGGAAGAAAGCAAGGGAAAAGCUACGGUUCAUCACCAAGAAGAGAGUCUUCACCACAAAAAGUAGUAGGGAAACAUGAAAAAGAUCACCUAAAGGUACCAAGAAGUCCCAUAAAAUCACCAGACAUCCGGCGAACGCCGAAUAACUCGCCGGGAAAAGUAAAAAAAGAGCCAGCAUUAGUGGCACGGCUGAUGGGGUUGGAGGAAAUCCCUCCACCAGCUGAUUAUAGGGCCGAGGACGACUCCAAUGAGAUAAAUAGAAGGAAGCUUUUACAAGCCUUGGCGAAGUGCAAUGACGAUUUAGAGUCGAUCAGGAAAAUUAUACAGUCACCAGAAAGGGUUAGCGAAAGUGGUGAUUCAAUGGAGAAGAGACGCCGGCCUGGUCGCGUCUGCGCGUUCGACGAGUUAACUCGGUCACCUUUCGCCAAAGUUAAAGAUAGUGGGCGCAUCAGUACACAACAACGGAAUCCAUUGAGAAGGAUCAAUAAGCUGAAGGCAUAUGAAACUGUUGAUUUUAUCAAGAAAUUUACAAACAACGAGCCAUUUCACAUGAAGACAGCGGCUACAACUUCGCCAAUAUGUUGCAGCAAAGCCAUGAUUCAAAGUGUGGAGGAAGUGUGCAAUGACAUCGCCUGGGGGCAAAAGAGAGAGACAGGAAGAAUAGGGCUUGUCUUACAAGAUCAAAUUUGCAGGGACUUGAUUGAAGAGCUCGUCAAAGAAAUGGAUCAAGUUUUCUUGCGUACUUUACCGUUUAUAGCAUGUAAGAAAAGGCUUUACUUCUAAAAGUUACAAGAGUAGUGUUUUCGUUUUAUUUUUUUUUUAUUAUUUUCGGUUUGAUUAGUUAGUCCUUUUAUGUCAUAUAUAUAUAUAUAUAUAUAUAAAUAUUGAGAUA